UCAAAGUUAGGAAAGUCCUGACAUCUCUACAUCGGCCACAUCCUCGCCCGUGGAUUAUAAAGCAGCUACUUUAUUCAACAAAGCGCCCACGAGCCGAAAAAACUGGACUUGUCUGCUCUUCCGCCGCCACAGUCACUGCUGCUCCGCCACCAGAAGAGGACUCUUCAGCCCGAGAAGCUUCACGCCCCCAGAGACCCAGACCUCAGCUUCUACCAACAUCAACUUAACAUAAGAUGGAGGGUCACGUGACGCGAUUUGCACUUCUUCUGUGCAUCACGGUUGCAGCCUCUGCCUCAAGUCAGACGUGCGAUCCAAUGGAGGUUAACGCCAACCCGUGGGUUUACGGGAGUGAGAUUCAAAUUGGCUGUUGGACCAGCUUCAUCAGAGAGGACAAGGCAGAGGUCCACAUCCUUAACCUGAACUUUGUCGCCACGGAUUCCAAGAUGUUCUCUCUACAGAUGACCAACGCCAAGCCAAUGAACCUCAUCCUCACGUCCCCGGACACGGCCUACGCUCAUUACAUCCUCAACACCGACGUCAACGUUUACAUUAACAAUGACUCCAAAGUUAUGCUUCUUGGUAAUCAACAUCAAAACAACAUCCACAAGCAAGACUUCCCGACUCAAGACGAGGAGCUGAUCAAGUGGGCAAGACAGAAGUUUGGGGGUGUGACUUCAUUCACCACAGUCAUCAAUCUGCAUACUUUGACAUCGACGGGAACAAAAGGAACCAAACCUGGCUCUCGUUACUGCACACUCAGAAAUGAAGAUGCAAUGGAGAAGCACUUUAUGAAGAUUGAAACGGUACCCCGGGCCUCUCUGUUCAAAUCGUGCUCCCCACAGCAACAGAGCCCCGAAGAUGUAGCUGAGCUUCACAUCAUAAACAUCCUGGAGAAUUCCACCACUCGCAAUGUAUCACUUCGAGUUGACACCAAGAAGACCAGUGUGUUCCUGAGAGGCCCUAAGGGCACCACAUGGACCAUCAUCAACGCACAGCACACCCAGUUUGGAUCCAACAAUGACAUCCUGCUGCCCACAUUCACACACAAAAUCCCUCCAUUUGUUACACUGGACAUCGACAAUGCAGAGGAUGUGCAAAGAAAGGCUUUAGAUCAUUUUAAAGCCAGUACUUUCACCAGCUACACUGAACUGAGACCCGAGGGCUCUAUGGUUUCACUGGUUCUUGGAAAAAAAGACAACUCUGCAGUUAUAGAAGCAGCGCCAGCACCAGUCACUCCCAUCUCAACUAAUGCCCCUCAUCAGAUGCCUCUGCUGAUGCAGUUAUACACCUCCCCAGACUACCGUUCUCCCCUGGACCCGACCACCAAGGUGCAGAGUGACAAGAGAAUCUAUGCCGAGAUUUCAGUGCACACUUUAGGAAAUAUCGUCUUGACCAUCAAGGUGAUCAGCUGCUUUGUGCGCUCCAUGGGCUCAUGCCCUGUCGUGAAGGAGCUGCCCUUCAUGCCGGAGGCCUGCUCCUUGAAUUCUUGUCCCAAUAGCACCCGACUCAGCUUCUCCUUGGAUCAGCUCCAAGAGCUCACGUCCACCAUGUGGGACCUGGAAUGCGCCGUCAAACUUUGUCACAGUGAGCAAUGUGGAGAUGGAGGAAGAGUGAAGAGGAAUCUGGAGGUUACCCAGCCAUGUCUGCAACCACCAACCCCACCAUGCUUUGAUUUUGGCUUACCUGGUGUUCUGGGCAUUGCAUUUGGAGGGUUCCUGAUUGGAGUAUUACUUAUUGGAGCACUGUGGUUUAUCAAGAUUAAAACAGGGUACCUCACUGGACUGGACAUUAGCUCAACUGCAGCAAAUCUACCUGGAUGUCCCUGUUCAGGAGCAAAACGACAACCUGUCUCCACCAACCCAUCUCCCUCUGAGAACAGCAGCGCCAGCGCAAGCAUUGGAAGCACCCAAAGCACACCGACCAGCAGCAUGGCAUGAGAUUAUGGUAAUCUCCCCCACCAGCAGAGCCACCGUCUCCCUUAAGUCACCUAUAUGGGUUUUGUGCUUUUGUUUUCGUUUAUAAUGCUUAUUAAGCAUUUCUCCCUCGCCUGCCUCCUUCAAAUCCUCAUUUAAAAGCACAACCCACAUCUUUGACUUAACAAGCCCCGAAUGGAUGUGAUCUGGGAGUUUGUAUUGGUGGAUCGAAGGUGUGUGUGUGUGGAGGGGAUGCUGGGUGACAGAUGACAGAAGUCAAAUCAAUGGCUUCUCUGACGCUCACCUCUGCGGCCUCUCUGUAAAGUCAAGCUCCUAGACAGGAAGUUAAAGAGGGCAGGAGAAAAAAAAAUUGGCUCCCAGCAACAGGAAAAACAAACCAUAUCCCCCAAGAACUAACAGGAAAUUCCCUGCAUUCCUUUCAAUGAAUUGUGCUUGUGUGAUGGCAGCACAAUAAUGGUUAGACUUUGAAAAACAGAUGAAAAAUAGUUUUUGCAUUCACGUCCAAGCUAUACAAAUACGAAGGGCUUUUGUCUAUGUCGGUCCAGAAAGUUAUUAAUGUCUCUGAGACUGAAACGCUCAACGUGCUCAUAUCUAAAAACCUGUUAAUGAAAUGCUCACUUAAAGGGGCAUUUGUCUUAAUUGGAGUGCAAGGUAAAUAGUUAACAGCUACCUCCUAUUAUUUAGAAGUCUAAUGUUAAGUUUAAACUUAAUACUAGAUUUUACUGGUGAAUUGAUCUUACUUUCUGCCUUUUUUUAAAUGUUGGUUUCAUUUUGUGUCACUUUAGCUGAAUAUUGUAGUGGACCUCUGGGUCGUUUGUAGCUCUCGACAACAAAGUCAUGGUGCCAUUUUAAUACAACCCGAUAGCUGUAUCAGGGCAUUCAGAGAAUAUAUACAUUACUUCCUAAUUACUCAACAUAAUCCUAAAUUCUAUUUAUGGCCCAAAGGACACAAUACAUAGUGAACCACUUCUAUUUAUGUGAACUAAGAAAUGAUCACUUUAGUAAUGCACAGUAAAGCAUGCAGAGAUACAUGGUUGUAUACAGAGCGGAGUAAUGUUCCAUUAUGAAGAGUUGAUACCAAAACUCACAUCAGUUCUCAUACGGCUACGCCCACAGGGUGGAGUUUCCCCAAAAUAGUCUGGAGGUGGAAUUCCAGUACUUUUCCUUUGCUCAAUGUGUAUUUGCAGUCCAUCACAAUUGCCUGGCAAUUAGUUGUAACCAUAAUUAUUUUUACAUGUCAUGUCUGUAACAUACAUAAACACAAAUACAAAAACAAUUUUUUACUAAAUAUAUCUUAUAAAGGUAUUGUCAGACAGAUUGAAUCAUCCCCCUGAUGAAUUAGAUGCCAAUGCUUAUGGUGUAUAAACCGUAAUACUCUUCCAAUAUUUGAAGCUCAAGACUUUCAGAAGGUAUUAAGUGUAUAACCUGCUUUCUCAUUUUCAAUAAACUUUGCAUGCAAUAUUUAGCCAGCCUCGAAGAUGAGUGCACGAAAAGGGAAAUCCUUUGGGUCGAUGUAACCAAACUCCGAGAAACUUUUAUUCCUUGGGGUGUGGGAGGGGGGGGGGGGGGGGGACUUUUGGUACCAACAAUAGGCUUUCACAAUGAACGUAACAUUUUAUAUGUUUUCUUCCUUUCUCAGAAUAAAAUUAAAUGUGUGAGCUUUGAGGCGAAUGUUUGCUUCAAACGAACGGGCUAGAAAACCUGAUUUCUCUGUGAAAAAUGGCAAACUCAGAUAUGUGGGCUGUAUAUAGAUCAUUUUGGUAUAUUUCUAUCUAGUUCAGUUCGACUUUGAGUAUUGAGUAUAACACAUGCAAGCCCACUACUCCCUAAUAUUACAAGUCACCGGCUCUGAAUACAGCCUUUUUGGACUCCAUAAUAUAAUCAAUAAUAACAAUAUAAGACCACAUUUUAUAUGCACAGUUUGCAACAAUACACUAGUCAUUCAGUUGUGCUUUAACCCCAUGAAGACUGCUUACACAAUGUAACUCUAGCUUUAUUUCUAGCUGUCACAUGACGUGCCUAAUGAUAUGGAAACUGUCAUUUGAGAGGGGUGAAUUUCUCAUUCAAAUUAUGAACUUCUGCUCUCUCCAUUUGAUAGGCUGCAUCAGCCGCUGCAGUGCUAAUGCUAGACAGAAGCUGCAUAGAUGCAUAAUAACUCAUGAGGGCUACAACUGUAGAGUGACGGUUGAUCCGUGAACCCAAUAUUUGUUUCAAUGUACAAAUGUAAAUGUAAUUUCAUUUUUUAUUAUAUUUUGCCACUCUGUUACCUCUUAAAACAUAUUCCCAUCACAUCGCCCGUGGUGUAAGUAAGCAGUUUGUAUCCACAGUACAGAGCUUUGACACAUUUUUCAUAUACAUUUGACACAAUGACACUGAUUACU
Molecule: messenger RNA, 4315 nt
Organism: Cyclopterus lumpus (lumpfish)
Lineage: Eukaryota; Metazoa; Chordata; Actinopteri; Perciformes; Cyclopteridae
Gene: eng
Product: endoglin
Exons: 14
Coding region: 234-1937 (567 amino acids)
Source: RefSeq, a predicted model, not a curated record